Messenger RNA from Uncinocarpus reesii 1704, 2493 nucleotides. RefSeq lists its product as uncharacterized. The coding region runs from base 1 to 2493 and encodes 830 amino acids. NCBI's taxonomy places the organism in Eukaryota, Fungi, Ascomycota, Eurotiomycetes, Onygenales, Onygenaceae. Gene Ontology annotation, molecular function: GTPase binding. The transcript is spliced from 4 exons. The record is from RefSeq and is a predicted model, not a curated record.
AUGGACCCAGCGAGCCCACGCCAUGAAGCGUUCGAUGACGCUGAGCGAGAUGGAGUUGAGAAACCGAAACCGCGAACGCUCCCGGACGAUCUACCGACGUCCUUGGAUGACCGCCGGAAUGUGCCCAUCUACACAGCGGAGACGGAGAUGUAUGAUGGCUGGCAAGGCCAAUCGCAAUUCCUGACUAGCCCCGUCCCCACGAAGCCAUUGACGUUUAACCUCUCCCUUGACGACCCGACACAUGAUGAUGAUGACCUUGAUUUUCGGACCCGAUUAGGCUCCCACAUGGAAAAUGGAGGGAAGGACGACAGUGAUGCGCGGCUAAUGGAGAUGCUGGCAGCUCAGGCCGCGCAUAGAGAUGUGGAAACGGAAGGUGCUGAUGAAGAUGACGUUGCUGCGGAUGGGAAGAUGUCGGAUGGGCAGAAGCGGGAUAUUCUACAGAGGACCUUGAACAUGGCGGCUAGCAAUGGUGACGUUACAAGGGUAAGGAGGAUAUUGGACGGGGAAGCGAGUCAAUAUGUGGAUGUUAAUCUUCCAGAUGAAGAGGGCACGGCGCCCUUGAUAUACGCUAGCUGUUUUGGCCACCAAGACGUGGUGACUGCAUUACUGGAGGCCGGCGCACGGGUUGACGAGCAAGACCGCAACCAAUGGAGUGCAUUAAUGUGGGCAAUGACCAAUCGGCAUAAAACCAUCGCAAAGAUUUUGCUUGACUACGGGGCGUCGCCUAAUAUUAGGUCGUCUUCCGGAGGCACAGCGUUUGACUUUGUGCAGCCUGGAACGGACAUAUCGAACUAUCUGCAUGAGAACGGGUAUCAUUUUGGAUCUUCCGGCAUCGAAGGCGAUUUUUACGAUUCUGGUUUCGGCGGUCGGUUCGAGGAGGAAAUGGCCGAAAAUGAGAUGAAAAGAAGAAUGAUGAUGGAAGAAAGCGCCAUGAAUCUAGAAGUUGAUUUGUCAAGCUUAGGACUCGACGAGAAGCUUGAUUCUCCUGAUGAAUUCGAAGACCAGCAAGAAUUUGUCUGGGAUCGUUGUCUCCACGAUCAGAUGUUCGUCUUCCAGGAAAAUGAGCUGGAUAAGAUACUGGAUAUCGUGGUUACCAAUAUGACGCCGCAGCGGUCUCCGUCCCAGAAGCCCAUUCCUGCAAACGUUUUAUUCCUUUGCGCUCGGUACGCCCACUACCAUGCCAGUCCAGAGCUUCUUGGGACAUUGCUACUAUCCGCAACGGAUAGGAUAAACGAAGUGGUAGAGAAACAUCAGUGGGAUAUGACAAUUCUGGCGUUCUGGAUAUCGAAUGCUACGUUGUUACUUCACUAUCUCAAGAAAGACGGAGAGUUAGUAUCCUCAACAGUCGAAUUUCAACUCCAUCUUGCAGAACUCAUCAAUGAUAUUUUUAUCCUCGUUAUUCGAGAUGCUGAACGCCGGAUGGAUAAGUUCUUCGAUAACGCAAUGCUGGAACAUGAGACUAUUCCCGGGUUUGAAGAUGUCCAUUUCCAAAAUGAAUGGAAACUAUUCCGGUCGAAGUCCAAAGUUAAACCCGAGCCCUUGGAGAAAAGAAUGAGGCCGCCUUCUCCCAAGCGGCGAGCAGAAAUCUCUCCACGAAACAUCACGUCUUUACUUGCUUCGACCCUGUUUGUGCUAGAUCUUUAUGAUGUGCACUCGGUCAUUACGGCCCAGAUACUGUCUCAGCUGUUUUACUGGCUAGGCGCAGAGCUCUUCAAUCGGAUUAUGACAACAAGACGGUAUCUCGCGCGCACGAAAGCAAUGCAAAUCAGAAUGAAUGUAUCGGCGCUGGAAGACUGGGCGCGAUCAAACAACCGACAGCCAGAGCACUACGAAAAUGGGUCGUCGACGUGUACAGGCGAGAGCACGGUCGAAGCGGCUCGCAAGCAUCUUGAGCCUGUUGUGGAGUUGUUGCAAUGGCUUCAGUGCUUUUCAUCGCUGGGCGACGAUAUAGACUCUCUCGUUGCGACUUUACAGCAAUUACCUCGCCUCACACCCAUACAGCUCCUCCAUGCGGUAAAACUAUAUCGACCGGAAGUAGGCGAAAAGGGGCUCCCGAAGAGCGCAAUGAAAUAUCUCACAGCACUACAAGACGAUCCAUCCCUGCUCUACCGGCCUACGUCUCCAAGGCCCGAAAAUACCCCUAAAUCUCCACAGCUGCGUGCAGAGCCAACAACGCCUACGAUAGCUGCUUCCCCUAAUAAAGACACCCCCCGGCACUCGGCUGAAAUACCGGCGCCGAAAACACCUCAACUCCAGCCGCCCGUUCCUUCACGGCAAUCUCCCCUGCAAUCGUCUCCGCAGCCCACCAUCUCUGCCACGGACCGCACCACCUUGCUGCUCGAUCCGUCGAUGACCCUUCCGUUCUCCCUCCCGACGAGCACGGAUAUGCUCAUUAGCUACGGCGCUGGAUUUGGAGGAACCAACCGAGAUCGUGAAAGAAAGUACAUCCCAACCGUGCCCACAGAGUUUUUGGCCAAGUUUGAUAGGAAUUAA